Messenger RNA from Chlorella variabilis, 786 nucleotides. RefSeq lists its product as hypothetical. Gene Ontology annotation, cellular component: cytoplasm; nucleus. Gene Ontology annotation, molecular function: S-adenosylmethionine-dependent methyltransferase activity; tRNA binding. The transcript has 3 exons. The annotation marks the transcript as partial. Gene Ontology annotation, biological process: tRNA wobble uridine modification. The record is from RefSeq and is a predicted model, not a curated record. Lineage: Eukaryota; Viridiplantae; Chlorophyta; Trebouxiophyceae; Chlorellales; Chlorellaceae.
GACCGCCAGCUGGCGGACCUGGAGCAGCGGUAUGUGCACAGCGUGUACGACGCCAUCGCCCCCCACUUUGCGGCCACCCGCUUUGCGGUGUGGCCCCGGGUGCGCGCCUUCUUGGAGGCGCUGCCGCCGGGGGCGCUGGUGGCGGAUGUGGGGUGCGGCAACGGCAAGUACUUUGGAGUGCGGCGGGACGCGUUUGUGCUGGGCAGUGACCGCAGCGAGGGCCUGGCCAGGGUCGCCGUGCGGCGGCUGGAGCCGGCGCCCGCCGGCGAGCGGCUGCGUGCUGACGUGGCGGUGGCCGACGGCCUGGCCCUGCCCUACCGCGGGGCCAGCUGCGACGGCGCGCUGUGCAUUGCUGUGCUGCACCACAUCGCCAGCCCCUCGCGCCGCCUGGCGCUGCUGGCCCAGCUUCUGCGCAUCCUGCGGCCGGGCGGGCGGGCCCUGGUCACGGUGUGGGCCACCGAGCAGGAAAACAUGCGCAAGGUGCGCGGCUGGCGCCCCGGGUCUGCAGUGGCCAGCGGCGACUACUUUGUGCCCUGGCACCUGCCCUUCCACCGCGCCGAGGCGGCGGCGGCGGCCAGGGAGGCCAACGACGGCGCCAGGCAGCACGCUGCUGCCGGGGAAGCAGCGGGGGCAGGGGCGCCAGCUGGCCCCCGCCUGGACGGCAGCAAGGGGGCGGUCGUGUUCCAGCGCUACUACCACCUGUUCGAGCGUGGCGAGCUGGAUGGGCUGGUGCGCCGCCUGCCGGGCGCCGCCCUGGUGGACUCGUUUUACGACAAAGACAACUGG